AUGGAGCAAGAAAGACUUGCUGGGCUGUUCAAUAGAAAUAUAUCUGAGGAUACCAUUUCUAAUGAAGAGGAUAUGCUUGAGGAUUUUGGCUUCAGCCAUCUGUCGUCACUUGCCGAUAGAUCUAAGCUUUUGGGCCUUUAUAAGGGGUUUUGGCUCGGCGAUGUCCCUGUCGAAGACAUUCACAGGUGGCAGGUUGAGGCAACGGCUCUUCAUAUGGCGCAUCCAAAUCCAAUCCAGACGAACUGGUACGACUUCGGCUUUUGCACUUGCAACGACGAGCAAGAGGAACGCGCGCUUGGAGUGCUCUACAGACGAUUACUACUCGGGAAUAAACUUCUUGAUGACCUUCGAGGAAACAUUCAACACAUGUUCUAUGGUCUCGAGCUGCCAACAGCUAUCUCUCCGGAAUUCUAG
This is a messenger RNA of Botrytis porri, 414 nucleotides long. RefSeq lists its product as uncharacterized. The transcript has 3 exons. Bases 1 to 414 code for a protein of 137 amino acids. Lineage: Eukaryota; Fungi; Ascomycota; Leotiomycetes; Helotiales; Sclerotiniaceae. The record is from RefSeq and is a predicted model, not a curated record.